Messenger RNA from Prunus avium (sweet cherry), 828 nucleotides. Its product is annotated as major allergen Pru ar 1. Gene Ontology annotation, molecular function: abscisic acid binding; signaling receptor activity; protein phosphatase inhibitor activity. The record is from RefSeq and is a predicted model, not a curated record. NCBI's taxonomy places the organism in Eukaryota, Viridiplantae, Streptophyta, Magnoliopsida, Rosales, Rosaceae. Gene Ontology annotation, biological process: defense response; abscisic acid-activated signaling pathway. Gene Ontology annotation, cellular component: nucleus; cytoplasm.
AAUUACCAAGCAAUGCAGGCACCACCUAAAACUUCUUCAUAGUAAAAACAAAAGUCGUUGUGUCUUCAUAUUCCCAUCUCAAAACAUCAUCCAUUCAUCUUCUUCCUCACAACAAACCCUCUCUCUCUGAUCAAGCAAAAAAGCCAAGAUGGGGUUCACCAAAGUGAGCCAGAAAUUUGUGACUCAGGUAACUCCAGAAAGGAUGUUCAAGGCCUUGGUCCUUGAUGCCCACAACAUCUGCCCCAAGCUCAUGUUUUCAUCAAUCAAAAGUAUUGAUUUCGUUGAAGGUGAAGGGGAGGUAGGAACCAUCAAACAGAUCAACUUCACUGAAGCUAGCCCUAUGAGAUAUGUGAAGCACAGGAUUGAUGCUCUGGACAAAGAGGCACUCAGUUGCACCUACACUUUCAUAGAAUGCGAUGCAGAAAAUAGUUUGCUGGAAAAGCUUGAAUACAUAACUUAUGAAGUCAAGUUUGAGGGAUAUGGCAGAGGAGGAUGCAUAUGUAAUUUGACAAGCACAUACAAAGCCAAAGAUGAUAUACAUAUCAAAGAAGAGGACAUUGAGCUUGGAAAAGACAGAGCUAUUGGGAUGUAUGAAGUUUUGGAAGCCUACCUCAUGGCACACCCUCGUGCCUACACUUAAAAUUUCCAAUAAACCUUCAAGUUUUUGUAUACAUUUUUUGGAUUUUAUUGUUCAUGUUUUUUUUUUCCUUUUCCAGAAGUGCUUUUCUUGUUGUGCUUUCCUUAAUUUUCUUGUUCUUGCACAAGAUUGUGAUUCAGAUGAAUAUAUAAUUUUGGUCAUAAUCUACUGAAUCUGGGGGAUUUUAUCUC